GGGGCUUUCUCCAGUCUCCUCGCGGCCGGCGUCUGUUGUGUCGGAGCCGACGGCUGCGCCAUGAGCUGGGCGGCCGCCUUUCUGCUUUGCCUCGUCACUGGCCAGGCGCUGUCGGCGCCGGCGGGUCCGCUGUACGGCCUGAUACAGCGGCUGGUCCGCAACAACCUGGCAGGGGCGCCCGAGAACUUCCGCACGCAGCAGUGGGACUUCGAUCCCGAGGUCUCCGACCGGCGCAGGACCGAGUUCGAGGCCCGCCACGGCAGGAUGGGCGAGCGGCUCGUGGAGCGGUUCGGCCUCGGUGAAGACGGCUUCCCAGAGCUCCACCUGCAGCAGCAGCUGGCCAGGGACGCAGCGCUGGUCGCCCCCGCCGCCCCCACCGCCUCCGCUGCCCCCGCGGCGCCACUUCAUGACAACUCGGUGUACGGCUGACGUCAGAAUGCCGUGCAGCAGUCAUCCCCGGUGCCACUGCCUCGAUAUACUCCAUUGUGAGCAGCUUCCACCUCUCCAGGCGGUCGUGGCGCCGUGUAAAGCAGUGGUGCAAGUGAAACUGUGACGUUCCGUAACUCCUCAUCUUCUGCACGGGCUAAUUUUACAAAGGAAACCAGAUUUCCAGCCAUAUGGCCAUGACGUGCUUUCCACUAAUAAAAAAGUGUUAUAAAAUUCCGCAUUUCUCGCUUCAUAUCACAGCAUUGAUCCUCGCCGUCACAUUGUCUUCUUACAACAUUUUAUAUCCUGGAACAUCGACCACACAAUCCGCUGUCCCACCUCUUAAACCCGAACAUUGGAUCCAUACCUUAAAGUCUUAACCCUCUCAUUCCUUGCACAUCCUUUUCUAUAGCAUCUUUACCGUCUUCCCACCUACCAACAGUAUCACCGGCCGAGAAUGAAUCUUUCAUAAAAUUUCUCGCACUCCAUUAGGCCGUCUGGUACAGCAGCCCUAUGUAGAAUAUUUGAAUAAAAACAGUGUUGGAUGCAACUUAAUAUUUUAUUAACGACGUGUUUCGCCUUCGUGGAACACCUUCAGAUUAUCAGUAAAAAUAGCAAAAUAAGAAAAAAAAUUAGGGUACUGCCCUAGCUUGCACGAUUCUAUAUGUGAAUAAGAAGUUGUCACUGACCUUAAAACUUUCUUUUUGCGACAUUUUAAUCUGUAUGAGACUGAAGCACGUGUGGAACAAGAUGAGCCCGCAGAGACCCAGUCAAAAACAACUAAAAUAG
Schistocerca serialis cubense is the source of this 1215-nucleotide messenger RNA. RefSeq lists its product as uncharacterized. The record is from RefSeq and is a predicted model, not a curated record. NCBI's taxonomy places the organism in Eukaryota, Metazoa, Arthropoda, Insecta, Orthoptera, Acrididae. The coding region runs from base 61 to 429 and encodes 122 amino acids. The transcript is spliced from 3 exons.